Messenger RNA from Electrophorus electricus (electric eel), 3308 nucleotides. It is a transcript of the gene fdxacb1, whose product is annotated as ferredoxin-fold anticodon binding domain containing 1. The record is from RefSeq and is a predicted model, not a curated record. NCBI's taxonomy places the organism in Eukaryota, Metazoa, Chordata, Actinopteri, Gymnotiformes, Gymnotidae. Gene Ontology annotation, molecular function: rRNA (uridine-N3-)-methyltransferase activity. Gene Ontology annotation, biological process: rRNA base methylation. Gene Ontology annotation, cellular component: cytoplasm.
UUGACGUUUCAACGUGGUGUCGAUGUUUUAUUUCCGAUGCCGAAAAGGAGGCAACAUAAAAACAACUGACUAAAUUAUUUAACUACAAUGCGUAUGGGAUUUAUUUACAUGGUCCUGACUUUGACUAUGCGCUAUGUAAGUACUUUAUCUCAGUUUAAUAAAAUGCGCACUCUUGGUUCUUGAUGGUUUCCCCCGGACUGCUUUGACUGUUACUCCUCAACUGAAUUUUAAAAAAUUAUUUGCUAGCUAUUGGAUUACUUAUGAGUAUUUUAAGUCAGUUGCAGAGUAUGUUUCUGGUGAAGAUAUGGUUUUUGACAUAUGUUGUUCGGACACCGUCUACAGUUUGCAGUUCUACAUCCCCAGGGAAUGAAACUUAGAUCAUGGGUAGCAAGCCUUGCUUCGUAUUUGCAUUUGCCCUCUGUCCUGUAUCGGCUUAUUACGCAACUGGACUAUAAAACAAAGAUCUGCUGGUAUGAAAACCGUUCUCCAUUCUUUUGUAUUGAUAAUCAAAUGUCAUGGGUAAGUCAUCAAAACGCUGGCAGAGGUUUGCAUUAUGUUAAAUAAUGGAUUAUUUGACUACGUUCAACCUGUGCCGUGGCGUGGAGGUGAUGUUGAUCCACUUCUAAGGUUUAAGUACAGGUAUCGCAUAAUUGUAAACCCGCUCUCUUUACGAACCUAAAAUGCCAUGCUUAUAAAAUCUUGUGAUCGGGAAAGUUUUACGCUUUUGAUAAAGUGGCAGCCGAGUGAUCCGAGGGAGAUCUGCUAGCGAAAUACAAUGUCCAAGAUGCAAGAAGUGCUCCUAGUUGGAGAAGGCAACUUCUCCUUUUCGGCUGCUCUCUCUGAGACCGCGGGGAACGACGUACGAAUCACGGCCACGUGUGUUCAGACCGAGGUGCGAGCGCUCGCCCAGGAAAACGCCGCGAACAACCUCCGGCGACUCCGGGACAGAGGAUCUACGAUACUUUUUGAGGUGGACUGCACGCGUUUAAAGGAGCACGAACACAUUCGGCACCAGCGUUACGACUGCAUCAUCUUCAAUUUCCCACACUGCGGUCGUAAAAGCGGAGUCCAGAAGAACCGGACGCUCUUGGCUAAAUUCUUUGUUAGCUCAGCUGAAGUACUUGAUGACAGCGGGGAGGUGCACGUGACUCUGUGCAACGGCCAGGGCGGCACACCACGCGACAAUCCAAUGAGAGAGUGGCACAAUAGCUGGCAGGUAGUUGCCAUGGCAGCAGAGGCAGGCCUCAUCCUCAGCGAGGUCCGCCCCUUUGACGGUGAUAAAUGUCAAGGUUACCGAUGCACAGGUUACAAGAGUCAGGACAAAGGUUUUCAUGUAGAUGGGGCUCUGAACCAUAUUUUCACUCGUAGCCUGCCAUACGCCAUGCCAGAGAAGAUUAAAAUUGAAACAAUAAUGGGGAAAGAGACCAUUACAUAUGAGCUUCCAGAGGAGCUAAAUGAAUAUGUGAACAGGGACUUCCUUGGCCAGCAGUCACGCCAUCCUGUAAAACUCGUGCUGGAGCAGUUUCUUAGAGAGGUCAAAUCUUUGUGGCCUGUGUGCAUAGUGAGCGGUAGCUUCCCAGAGCUGGUCAGCUGCCGGCAGGAACAGCUUGGGACCUGCGAUUCGAACCUCACUCCCCCAGAUGUCUACUGGAUCAAACAGACGGAAAUGCAGCCCCUCAGCUGGCGCAAAGGCAGGGACAGAGACUACGGGUCAGCAGAGAGUGUGGCAAACUCCAGCGGCAGCUACUGCUUGCGGCCUUCACUGCUGUUGCACGUGCAGGAGAUCGUGCAGAGCAAGGACUUCAGCCCGGGGACGCUUCAUGCCCUGAGCGGCCUUGUCUUCCACAGAGUCCCCAUCUCGCACAGCCAAUCACCCAUCCUCCACCAGCUCCUUCUGGUGGGAGCUCUGCCCUCUGAACAGUUGCCCCUUCUGAGCCUCAGGAACUGCUUGGAAGGAUUGCUCUUGCCUUAUGAUGCCUCCUACAAGGAAGAGAGGCUGGGGGAGGAGUGCCGCGUGACUAUCCACUCCCAGGAUCUGCAGGAAUUGGGCAGGAUAGCAUCUGUGCCCAUGGCAGGCUCUGAGGGAUGGGGCUCCCUCCAGCUCUGUGUGGUGCUGCUUGACCUGGACCAUCUGGCUGCUCUGACCUUUGCGGUGCCCGAGUGGCGCCUGCUCUGGAGCACCGACCCACGCUUCCUGGCAUUCUUUGAACAGCGCCCACUGCCAGGGCCCUUCCGCCCGUUCUCGCUGCACCCACCAAUUUACAGGCAUGAUGUUAGCUUCUGGGUGGAGCCAGAUGCCUUCGAUGAGUUGGACUUCCAUGCUGCAGUGCGGGUGGCCACAGGGGGUGCUGUGAAGGACGUGCAGCUAGUGGACCGCUUCCGACACCCGCACAUGGGCCACGCUAGCCUGUGCUACCGGCUAACAUACCAGUCACCCGACCGUGCACUAUCCCGCAGUCAGGUCCUGGAACUGCAAAACCAGCUGCGCAGACUUCUGCCUCUUCGUCUGCAGGUCACCCUCAGGUAAUCGUCAGAAGAGGGCGAUCCAAAGGCACUAUGUUUAUAUUUCAAAUCAACCAUGGUUAUGCUCCAGAUAUUCCAAAAUCUGUUUGUUUUAACAUGUAAAUAAUGUUUUAAAAGACCAGUUUUGUGAUCUUUGAGCAAAAUGAGAUAACAGGACUUUCUUAAGACUGUGAAAUGCUGAAAGGCAGACCUCUACCUUGAUACCUUUCCUUACAUCAGUCCUCAGGCGUGUACAACUGUGACAUUUUCAUUUUUGUACUACCAACAUCUUCACGGUUGGUAUAGUGACGUAUGGUUAAAAUAGUCUCUGUUAAUGCACGUGAUUGGCUUUGUCAGUGAAUGAGGAGGAAUGUGAGGAUUAGAAUCUUGGUGUUCUAAUUUAAAGGGGAAAAAAAGUUUAAAAAUUUAUUUAAAUUAUUUAAAUUAUUUAAAUUUAUAAUAUGCAAGUUGGAGUUGAGUUUUCAUUUUGCUGACAUCGCAACCCAUGUGACCAGCAGUAAUUUUGUAAUAAUCAGCUGAUUCCUAUUAACUGUACCUAUUGAGUAACAUAGUCAUGUACUUUUAAGUUCCCUUUAAUAACAGUUACUUUUUGGAAGAUCUUAGCAGAAGGCUAAUGCUGCAUAAUUAGAGAUGUUUAUGCUGAAUAACUACAUUUCUUAGUCAGAAGAGACUUUGAGUUAUUAAUAAGAUCAUUUGUUGAGAUUUAGUUUAAUUAAUUAAUUUAUGACCAAAAAGUGUACAUUGAAUGUCCUGCUAUACAAAAUAAUAAAAUUUUACCUUUGGAA